Messenger RNA from Lactuca virosa, 1398 nucleotides. NCBI's taxonomy places the organism in Eukaryota, Viridiplantae, Streptophyta, Magnoliopsida, Asterales, Asteraceae. The record is from the annotation of a GenBank genome assembly.
AUGGAGAAAGCACAUGAAGGCCAUGUGUUGGUGUUGCCUUACCCAAGCCAAGGCCAUAUCAACCCUCUCCUUCAAUUUGCCAAAAGACUCGCCUCCAAAGGACUUAAAGCCACCGUUGCCACCACCCACUACACCCUUUCCUCCAUCUCCACCCCAUACAUCACUGUAGAGCCCAUCUCCGACGGUUUUGAUGAUGGUGGUUUCACUCAAGCUCAAUCCGCAGAAGUCUUUCUAGAGUCCUUCAAGUCCCAUGGCUCACGUACACUCACCCAAGUCAUCAAGAAACACGAAACCACUAAGUAUCCAAUCACUUGCGUUGUGUAUGAUUCCUUCUUUCCUUGGGCUCUUGACGUGGCUAAGGAGAAUGGGAUUCUUGGGGCACCGUUUUUCACCAACUCCGCCACUGUGUCUGCCAUUUUCAGCCGGAUACAUGGCGAGACGUUAAGGUUGCCGGUGAGAUUGGAGGAUUGUCCGGUGGUGCUGCCAGGGAUUCCGCCUUUAUAUUUGGAAGACUUGCCGAGCUUUCUGAAUGCACCUGAAAGUUAUCCGGCCUACUUGAAGAUGAAAUUGAACCAGUUUUCGAAUUUGGAGAAGGCUGAUUGGAUUUUCUGCAACUCUUUCCAAUCAUUGGAACCUGAGGUGAUAAAAGGCAUAGGGGAGCAAUGGUCGGCAAAACUAGUAGGUCCAAUGGUGCCUUCGUCCUACUUAGAUGGAAGGAUUGUAGGUGACAAAGGGUAUGGUGCAAGUUUAUGGAAACCACUUGAGCAUCAAUGCACCAAAUGGCUUGAAACCAAGCCCCAAAACUCAGUUGUUUAUGUCUCUUUUGGGAGCAUGGUGUCACUAUCCCAAGAAGAAAUGGAAGAAAUAUCAUGGGGUUUACAACAAAGCGGGUUCAAUUUUCUUUGGGUUGUCAAAGAUUCGGAGACACAUAAAUUGCCCAAAGGGUUUCUUGAAUUAACCACAAAAAAUCAAGAAAAGGGUUUGAUUGUAAAUUGGUGCAACCAACUUGAGUUGUUGGCUCACGAUUCAGUAGGUUGUUUUGUGACACACUGUGGGUGGAACUCAACGUUGGAAGGGUUGAGCCUUGGAGUCCCGAUGAUCGGGGUCCCAAAAUGGGCUGACCAAUUAACCGGUGCCAAGUUUAUAAAGGAUGUAUGGUGUGUGGGUGUGAGGGUCAAGGUGGAUGCUGAAUUUGGGAUUGUCGGAAGGGAAGAACUUGUUUCGUGUUUGAAUGAGGUUAUGAAUGUAGGGGAAAAGAGUUUACAGGUCAAGAAAAAUGCAAAGAAAUGGAGAGAAUUAGCUAAAGAGGCAAUAAGUGAAGGAGGGAGCUCGGAUAAAGCCAUUGAUGAGAUAUUGAUGGCAUUGAAGGGAUUUUGCAAAAAAAGAGACUUGUGUUAA